AUGGCGGAGACGGCAACGGCAAACUACCACAACCUGUUCUUAGCGCAGGUGGAGCGGAACCAGAUCCGGAUAUCGCGCACCUUACUUUUGCUUCUUUACGUCGUCCAUGUGUGCUACCCGCCGUUCACCCCGGUGACGUCUAAGUUCAUCCACUUGCAGUACCCCGUCGACGAGACCAAAUACUACGACAUCGGCCUCGAGGACGUCUACUACGUGAUCAACUGGGUGAUCACCCUCACCUUCUUGCGCAGCUACACCAUGCAAUACAUCUUGGCCCCCAUGGCGCAAAAGUUGGGCAUCCGGCUGAAGAAGGCGCGGGUGCGGUUCGCCGAACAGGGGUGGUGCUUCAUCUACUACUUAGCGUCGUUUGUGUUCGGCGCCAUCAUCUACUGGCACUCACCUUACUUCAUGAACGUCGACAACAUCUACCGGGGGUGGCCCCACUACCACAUGACCAAGUACUUCAAGAUCUACUACUUGAUGCUGAUGGGGUUCUGGAUCCAGCAGAUCUUUGUCCUCCACAUUGAGGCCCCGCGCAAAGACCACUGGCAGAUGCUCAGCCACCACAUCAUCACGGUGGCGUUGAUCGUCACCCUGUACUACUACUACUUCACCCGCAUCGGGAACCUUGUGCUCAUGAUCAUGGACCUGGUCGACGUGUUUUUGGCGGCGGCGAAGUUGCUCAAGUAUGCCGGUCAUCGGGUGGCUUGUGACGCCAUGUUCAUCGUGUUUCUCGUCCUGUGGGUGACGUUGCGCCACGGCUUGUACAACUACCUCUUCUGGCACGCGAAGACGAAAGCGGUGUCGUUGAUGACGCUGGCGGAGUGUGUCGCGGGGAUGGGGCAAAAGCGGUGCUGGAACACCCGCAUCGUCAACAUGUUCCUCGGCAUGUUGGGCGGGUUGCAGCUCAUCACCUUGAUCUGGAUGUUCAUGAUCGCCAAGGUCGCCUACAAAGUAGUCACGGGGUCGGGCGCCGAGGACGUCCGCUCCGACGAGGACGACACCGACGACGAGGCCGUCGACGCCGCCGUGGCUAAAAAGGAUAUGUAG
This is a messenger RNA of Diutina rugosa, 1050 nucleotides long. RefSeq names its product Lac1p (gene LAC1). Gene Ontology annotation, molecular function: sphingosine N-acyltransferase activity. Gene Ontology annotation, biological process: ceramide biosynthetic process. The coding region runs from base 1 to 1050 and encodes 349 amino acids. The transcript has a single exon. Gene Ontology annotation, cellular component: membrane. The record is from RefSeq and is a predicted model, not a curated record. Lineage: Eukaryota; Fungi; Ascomycota; Pichiomycetes; Serinales; Debaryomycetaceae.